Triticum dicoccoides is the source of this 421-nucleotide messenger RNA. RefSeq names its product 11-oxo-beta-amyrin 30-oxidase-like. Gene Ontology annotation, molecular function: heme binding; oxidoreductase activity, acting on paired donors, with incorporation or reduction of molecular oxygen; iron ion binding. The annotation marks the transcript as partial. The transcript is spliced from 2 exons. Lineage: Eukaryota; Viridiplantae; Streptophyta; Magnoliopsida; Poales; Poaceae. The record is from RefSeq and is a predicted model, not a curated record.
CUUACUUGGCUUAUUGCUAGAGUCAAACAUGAGGCACACAUAUGACAAUGGUCAAUCCAGCAUGGGGAUGACAAUUGAAGAUGUCAUCGAGGAGUGCAAGACGUUCUACUUUGCAGGAAUGGAGACAACAUCAGUACUACUCACGUGGACCAUGAUCGUUCUAAGCAUGCAUCCGAAGUGGCAGGACCGUGCAAGGGAGGAGGUCCUAGGUUUAUUUGGGAAAAACAAACCUGAAUACGAAGGUCUAAACCGACUUAAAAUGGUGACCAUGAUCCUUUACGAGGUUCUUCGGUUGUAUCCUCCAAGCAUUCAUUUUAGCCGGAAGACAUGCAAGGAGGUGCUAAUCGGAGACAAAAGGUACCCAGCUGGCAUGAUGAUUGAGCUCUCCGUACUACUCAUGCACCAUGACCCUGACAUUUGG